Messenger RNA from Drosophila bipectinata, 446 nucleotides. Its product is annotated as serine palmitoyltransferase small subunit A. Lineage: Eukaryota; Metazoa; Arthropoda; Insecta; Diptera; Drosophilidae. The record is from RefSeq and is a predicted model, not a curated record.
UUGACUCUGCUGUUUUGUUUACAACUGGAUUUAACUCUUUGUCACGGCGUUGGACUUUAAUCCUACACAUAAUGUUUAAUUUUAAAGAAUUGGCAUCUCACGCCUACCGCCAGUACGAACUGGUUACUUGCAUCAACAUGCUGGAGCCCUGGGAAAGGAAGUUAAUCAAUGGAUUCUUCCUCAUUAUGAUGACUCUGGUAAUCUUCUCCAGUUGUGUUUAUCUGCCGAACUACCUUCAAAACCUUAUGCAGUUUGUGACGCCUCCAGCUUGGCUUAAUCCUGGAGAAAAUGUGGCUUAUGUGGCACAAAAAAUGGCUAGAAGCUAAGCUGCAUUCCCUUCCCAUUCUCCCCAUUUGAAAGACAAUUUUGAUUUUAUUGUGAUUUACUUUGACUGGUCCAAAAUCUGUAUAUAUUUAAUCGUGCCAAGCAAAAACCGUUUAACCCCA